AUGGCUUCUCCUAGCAAAGAUAAAUCUAUGGAAUACGACAGGCAAAUGUAUAAGAAACCUGAAAAACCAAAAAAUCAUUUAGCUGGACGAGUUAAUAAAUUUCAAGAAAAAGUAAAUCAAACACAGGCGCCACCUCCACCAGAAAUUACGUCGAUACAUCAUCAACCCGAUAUGGAUUAUAAUAUACUAAAUGAAAUAAAGCAUGUCCAUCAACUUAUUAAGGAUAAUGGACAACAAGGUGAUUAUGCAAUACAAAUUAAAUUCGGUGAAUUAAUACCAAUCUAUGGAAGUGCUCAAAUUGAUAAAUUAACUGAAGUCUUAGCGAUUGCACGUAAAAAUGGUUAUAUUAAUUACAAUCUUAAUGAUUUCUUACGACAAGAUCGAGAUGAAGAUAUUUAUGUUAAAUUAAUUAAAACACCCUAUUGA
Molecule: messenger RNA, 426 nt
Organism: Rotaria socialis
Lineage: Eukaryota; Metazoa; Rotifera; Eurotatoria; Philodinida; Philodinidae
Source: the annotation of a GenBank genome assembly